UAGAGAACAGAAGAGAAUUAAAAGUCAUCAUUUUAUGUUAAUUGGCAAAAAUUCCUAGAAACUUGCACACUAUAUUUCUUACAUCUACCUAAUUACUAUUAUCACAGUUAAAAUUCUACUUAAAGCUAGUAUCACAGUGGUUAUCACAGUUAGUUUCAUUUAAUAGUGAUUUUUAUGCUGAAAAGCUGGGCAGUUCUUCGUUCAGUUGCAUUAUGAGAGACGGGAGUAGUAACACCUGUUGUAGCCAUGUCGUUCGAUAGUCUGCCGAUAGAAAUGAUGUUAGCGAUUUUCGAAUGGCUCAACCUGAACGAACUGUACGAGAUCAGUGUGGUAAACCAUCAUUGGUAUCGAGUAGCCGGUAUCCUUAUAGCCCGGAGAUGCUGGUUCGUGGUUAGCAGUGUUCAGCAGAAAAAUUUAGAAACGUUAAUGGUCAGCGAACGCCACCAUCGGAGCAUACUGAUUCAGCAGCUCAACAGUGCCGGCUGGGAACAGAUUGAGCCUGUGCUGAGCAUUUGCAGCGGUAGGCUGGCAGUGAGACAGAUGAUGGUUUGCCGAACUAUGGCAGAUUCGUUGAAACAGCUUUUUCAAAAGUUUGGCUCUUGGUUGGCGGAUUUAGAAGAAUUGCAUGUAUCUUUCGAUCAUCGAUUUUUGAGAAACGACGGGUGGAGUGGCUGGAGCCAUACCAUUUGUUUGCCAAAAGUGCAACAAUUGUAUUGGAGUGAAAACCAUUUGAGGCGAGGAAACCGUACUAUCAGUAUCGAUGCACCCGUUUUGAAACGAUUAGUUGUUAACGACAGCUUUGGUAGUAAGCUUAAUCUUAUCUUGAUGAGAAGCGAUAAAAUGGAAACAUUAGAAUGUACAUUGUAUAGGAAAAAUUUCGGAGAUAUGUUUCAGCAAGCUUUAAAUAACUUGACAUGCUUAAUUUUGCGAAUCUACAAUACCAUCCAGGACGUCGGGUUUCUUCGAUCUCUUGGAAAUCUCACAUGGCUUAAUCUGGCCCUAGAAUACGAUAAAGAACUUUUACCUCUGUUGUUUAAUCAAACUAUUGAAAUAAUUUGUAAAUACAAAACCCUCGAGGGGCUCCAAAUACACAUGAUGGAAAACGAGGGAGCACUUUGCAGCGUCUCACUGGCUCAACUUGGCCAAUCACUGCCAAAUCUUGUUCAGUUAGAAUUGAAUAACAUAUGCCUUAAGGUCAGCUCUAGACCAACAAACAUUUUUCAGAACUUAGCGUUGCUCAAACUCACGGAAGUAGUGCUCAGGAACGAGCAGCCGCUUUACCUUAAUUACCCGAAUUUGGAAAUUAUCUCACUGUCACUUUUGCUACUUCCUUCGAUUGUUCUACAAGACGGGCGUACACCGCAGAAGCUAUUCGUCAAUCUGGAUGCUUUUCGCAUCGAGGAAUCCAUUGUGCUAUACUUGUUGCCUUUCCUCAAUCGUUCGCCGAAGGUACGCGACGUAACGCUAUAUAAGACUGAUCAACACGAUAACCUACCGUCCAACUUUGGCCUGCCUCAACCGAUGCCGCUUGCUGUCGAUAGACUACAUCUGAUCAAUCUGGAGCUUACUGUCUAUUGCAUCCAGAAGCUUGCCGAAUCGGAAACUCUCAGGCAUCUGAUCUUAACUCGGUGUGUCGUACGGAUACGCUACGAAAUUUGGGAAUCGGUCAUGCCCCUACAUCGGUUGAAAACGCUGCAACUUCGUUCCGUUCAGUUGGACGACAGCGGCCGAAUGGAGUUUCCAUUUACCUGUCGGAGCAAAGUACCCAUCAUCGGGCGAAAGGGAUCAACAACUGGAUAUGUCUUCAACACGGCUAUUCCCGACGAUUUCACGGAUACUCUCGCAUUUGGUGUGGAAGAUAUUCGUAUUCGACCGACUGGUUGGAAAAAGCACUAUACCGUGAGCCCAGUGUGAGUUAAGUCAGGCAGCGUGACGUGACUGUAUGUGAUGUCGAAGGUUGGUUCAUUAGAGGAUUUGACACCCGCCUUUUACUCGAUUAUGAGGUUUAAUGGACAAGCCGAGGUUUGGGCAUUGAUCGACGAGAAGUAAACCAAUUAUCGGUUAUAUUGAUAUUAAAGGUACCUAAAUUAGUUUGACGAUUAUUCAAAUAAAACCAAAAUGUGUAAUGAAAAUCAUGGACAUUUCUUUCUUCAGAGCCCAUCCAGUUUAACU
Messenger RNA from Uranotaenia lowii, 2172 nucleotides. RefSeq lists its product as uncharacterized. The transcript has 3 exons. Lineage: Eukaryota; Metazoa; Arthropoda; Insecta; Diptera; Culicidae. Bases 247 to 1914 code for a protein of 555 amino acids. The record is from RefSeq and is a predicted model, not a curated record. Gene Ontology annotation, molecular function: protein binding.